Molecule: messenger RNA, 2622 nt
Organism: Oncorhynchus keta (chum salmon)
Lineage: Eukaryota; Metazoa; Chordata; Actinopteri; Salmoniformes; Salmonidae
Product: trace amine-associated receptor 6-like
Exons: 1
Coding region: 241-1206 (321 amino acids)
Biological process (GO): G protein-coupled receptor signaling pathway
Cellular component (GO): membrane
Molecular function (GO): trace-amine receptor activity
Source: RefSeq, a predicted model, not a curated record
GUGGGCACAGCAACAUCCAAUCCUGUCAUACAUUACAUCAUUUGUUUAUCCAACAUUCUUUUUUUUUUCAUUUCUGUGCUCUAUUGUGUGUGCAGAGAGACUCUGUGGAGGGGAGUGGUUGUCAGCUAUUCAGGGAUAAAUAGAGAGGCAGUGCUCAGAGUUUGUCAGAAGGCGGACCCGACAGGGUCACACACAGGACCAAGCAGGAGCAGGACCUCAGCAUUUUACCCUUUAUUACAAAUGGAGGAACAUGAAGAUGUUCAAUACUGUUUUCAGGACAGAAACUCCUCUUGCAGAAAGGCUUUGCUAUCGACAUCUAUCUAUAUAACACUGUACAUCUUCUUCUCAUUGAUUUCAGCAGUUACAGUAUUUUUGAACGUACUGGUGAUUAUCUCCAUCUCCCACUUCAAGCAGCUCCACACUACAACCAACCUGCUCAUCUUCUCUCUGGCUGUGUCAGAUCUCCUGGUGGGACUGAUUGUGAUACCAGUAACGACUGUAGCAUUAAUGGAAUCAUGCUGGGGAUUUGGGGAACAUUUCUGUGUGUUUCAAUUCUACAUCACUUAUUUAUGUACUUCUUUAUCUCUGGGCAAUUUGGUCUUGAUAUCUAUUGACCGCUAUGUUGCUGUGUGUGAUCCCUUAUUGUACCACUCUAAAAUAACAAUAACAAGAACGAUGUGUUGUAUAUCCUUUACCUGGUGUUGUUGUAUCAUUUACCGUGCUGCUAUUAUAAGAAACUUUGUAAAUGUACAGGUACCAAGUAGGUGUUUGACAGAAUGUGUUAUUUUAGAACGUUUAAAUUGGGUUACGUUAAUUGACAUUGCAAUUACAAUGGUUGUCCCGUGCUCUGUUAUUAUAACACUUUAUAUGAAAAUCUUUGUGGUGGCCAGAUCACAGGCCAGAAAGGUGUUUUCAAAAGAGGCUGUCAGUGUGUCUGGUGUUAAAACUAUUCAGGCAAAUAAGUCUGAGAGAAAAGCAACAAAGACUCUGUCUAUUGUUGUUAUCAACUAUUUCAUUUGUUGGAUUCCAUUUCUUUUUGUUUUCUUUCUUUCUUUUUUAAUUGAAGACUUUUUAUUGUUUAUCAUCAGCUUUUUGCCACUUGUUAACUCCUUAAUUAAUCCAAUCAUUUAUGCCUUAUUUUAUCCAUGGUUCAAAAUUACAUUUAAACAUUUUAACAUUUUAACUCUGAAGUUAAGAUUUUCAUAGUUCAGUGUUGUCAUCAUAGAUACAUGCAUUGAUACAGAAUUAUUUGGCUGGAUUGGAUUGGAAUGACUUAGGGAAAGCAUGAAAAGGCAUACAAUUGUUUAAUAAAUGACAUUGUAGUCAUUUUUCGGUUGUAUAGGCCAAAUAGUCUGUUGUUCAAUGUUAUUUAAUGUGGACCCCAGCAAGAUUAGCUGAUGCAUUUGCAUUAGAUAAUGGGGAUCCUAUUAAAUACCAACAGUACAUUUUGAGGAUGUCAUAUAUACUGUAUAUUGUCUAGCAUUACCCUCUAGUGGUACAAUUGGGACACACCCCCUUCAACAGGUCCAGUAAAGUUGAAAUGUACAAUACUGCAUGUUAUCAGAAAAUGUCCAGGUCUAUCUAAAUUGUGUAUUUUGUAAGUAGUUAACAGUAAAAUGUAAGAAUAUGCAUUUAUGUGUACCACUUCAUAAUGGUUUGUAAUAAACCAUUUGUAAGCUAUUUAGGGUUUCUUCACCAUCUAUUAUUAGGCCCGCAUUUGUUAAAUGUUACUCAGCUAGGUAUUCUAACAUGUAUAAAUAACUACUAUAUGCAAUAAUGAUUAAACACAACAGCGCAGGAGACUGUAGCAGACACUUCAACCUCAAUAUACUGGUUAGGAACACUACUGUCACUGCUCUCACUACCCCUACUCUCACUACAGAGGCAGAACAGCUCUCUCAGAUGCUGUUUACUCUGAAUGAUUACAGAGUUUGUUUGGGUAUCAUACUAAAGAAUUUGUAAUGGAUUAGUAAAAUAGUUUACUCGUUCAUUUAUCAUUACUCCCAUACUUGUUUUGGUAAGCUAGUUAUUCACACAUGAAUAAACAACUUCUAUAGUAUUUAAUAAUGAUUCAUAAGAUCAUUCAUAAGAUGUUUAAUACAUUUGCGUAUGAAACCCUUUACUAAUCAUUAGUAAAGUCAUGUUGCAGUUCCUAAUCUGAAGGGAGGAUUAUUCAUAUGUCCUUAAUACUUUAUAAAUGUUUUGAGUAAGCAGUGUAAUUUCUUACAAAAAGAUGGACAUGCAAUUGGUAGACAUUGUGUCACGCCUUGGUCAUUGUAUCUUGUGUUUUUGUUAUAUGUUUGGGUAGGCCAGGGUGUGACAUGGGUUUAUAUGUUGUAUUUCGUAUUAGGGUUUGUAUUAAUUGGGAGUGUGUAUUAUUAGGGGUGUGUCUAGUUAGGCUUGGCUGCCUGAGGCGAUUCCUAAUUGGAGUCAGCUGAUUCUAGUUGUCUCGGAUUGGGAACCGUAUUUAGGUAGCUUGAGUGCGCGUUGUAUUUCGUGGGCGAUUGUACCUGUUUUAGUGUUAGUCACCAGAUAGGCUGUAUUAGUUUCAUUCGUUUGUUGUUUUCUUCUUCCGUUAUUUCAUGUACCGUAUUAGCUUCAUUAAAAGUCAUGAGUAACCUA